This is a messenger RNA of Neopsephotus bourkii (Bourke's parrot), 4630 nucleotides long. Its product is annotated as monocarboxylate transporter 2-like. Gene Ontology annotation, biological process: monocarboxylic acid transport; transmembrane transport. Gene Ontology annotation, molecular function: monocarboxylic acid transmembrane transporter activity. The coding region runs from base 1430 to 2959 and encodes 509 amino acids. Gene Ontology annotation, cellular component: membrane. The record is from RefSeq and is a predicted model, not a curated record. NCBI's taxonomy places the organism in Eukaryota, Metazoa, Chordata, Aves, Psittaciformes, Psittacidae. The transcript has 6 exons.
ACGAGUGUUGAGCUGGCUGCAGUAGUGCUGGUAGCAGCCUUUCUUUUUAAUGUAAACUGCGAGCUAGUGCAUGGGUUUAAGCAUUUGCUGUGUCCUUGCAAGGAAGGUAUUUUUGUUGGGGCAAUACAAAACAGCAUGGAUGACUGCAUGUCGCCCCAAGGAAAUGUGGGUUGAGGUAAAUGCUGACUUGCAAAGUUAGCUUGGAUAUAUUAUUUUUCUCUGUGUUUAUUUACCUUUCUGUUGAGUUUUCUACUAGAUUGGAUGAGAACAUUACCCUGACCUGCCUACUGUCAGCUUGAUUCCUGCAUUUUCUUGUGCUUAAGUAGUGCAUUACAACGUCUGGAUUAUAAACACGCCAGGGGAAUGUUUUAAAUCCUGCAAGUGGGGAUUUGCAACCUAAGUCUUGUGGAAACAUUCCUACUGAAAUUGGGUUAUAUUAAACCUCCCCAAAGUGUGGACUCACAUUGUGGACAUUGCUCGCUUGUCCAAGUCAUCCACUUGUUUACUGGCAAGAAAUUCAGGAACUUUGCAUAUCCUCCUCCCCUUGCUCCUGGGUGAAAUUCACCCUUUGAUAAGUGUUGCUGUGGUCUGUGAAACCCUUUGUUUGUUCUUGAGUGAUCAAAAUAAGUCUGAUGCAGGAUUUUAGGUGACUCGGACGUCGUGAAAGAGAAUUUCAGGCAGGAGGUUAAAAUUCCUACAGCAGGAUAGGCAAAGAUAGGGGAUCUCUGUAUGCAAAUGCCCCCAGAGGAGAGAAUGGGAGCAGAACCUGCAGAAAUGCGGUGUGAAGAAAGAAUAAGUUAACAUGUACAAGGAAGAGAGGGAGGAAGGAAAAAGGAUAUCUGGCAAGUAAUUUAUAAAUAUCACCAGAGAUGUGAGAGAAGCCAGCAUUCCAAGCACUGCAAAUGGGGAGCUGGCACUCAUGUUGUCUCUGGUAGGCAAAUGGUCAUCCCUGUUCCUGGAACGUUACUUAAUGUGGGAUGUAGUCACCUUUGGAUAUAACUUAAGGGGUUGGGUGGGAAAGGGUGUUGUGAGUUACAGCAAAGUCUUGUAUCUGAGGAUACAGCCUCUGAUUUCAACCUUUGAUCUCUGCUGCAUCUGGGGUGGGGGAAGAGUUCAGCAGAUGGUUUUAAAAGCUGAGCAGGUCACUGCCAGGAGAGCCAGAAACCGGAGAGCCACAGGGAGGAGAGUCCCAGUGGUACCCACUUCUGCGGAAGAGAGAGCAUCCCACUGAACAGUGACUGUUGCAGGAGCAACCUCCAGAAGCCAACUCCUGAAGUAAGACACCGAGCUACUGGCUGGAUACAGGAGAGAAGAGAAAGCAGAGGCUUUAACUUCGGUUGUGAAUGAGGUCUGUCCCUGGAGGUGGAAGCUGUGGGAGAGCUUUGAGGGACAGCACAAAGGGGAUUUUGCUCUGAAAUCUGGAUUGACCAUGUCUCCUCCAGUCUCUUCAGACCUGGGCUAUGUACCCCCUGAUGGCGGAUGGGGAUGGGCAGUGGUGUUCGGAGCCUCCAUCUCAGUUGGGUUUGCAUAUACCUUUCCUAAAGCUUUCACAAUCUACUUCAAAGAGCUCCAGGCUGUUUACAGCAUCUCCUACAGCCAGAUUGCCUGGGUAACAUCCAUCAUGUGUGCUACCACCUAUGGAGGAGGUCCCAUUAGCAGUAUUCUAGUAAACCGCUAUGGCAGUCGACCCGUGGUUAUGUUGGGAGGCCUGCUGUGUGGCAUUGGGAUGGUCUCAGCUGCUUUCUGCACCAGUAUCAUGCAGCUCUACAUCUGUGUGGGCUUCAUUACAGGACUGGGCCUUGCUCUCAACCUCCAGCCAUCAGUGAUAAUGAUAGGGAAAUACUUUCUGAAGAGAAGACCCAUUGCGAAUGGCCUUGCUAUGGCAGGGAGCCCCGUGAUGCUUUGCACCCUGGCUCCUCUCAAUCAGUUCCUUUUUGACAGUUUUGGCUGGAGAGGCAGCUUCUUAAUCCUUGGGGCAAUUUUACUGAACUGCUGUGUGGCAGGAGCUCUCUUCAGACCCAUUGGGCCAGGCACAGCAUCAGUCAAAACUCAGGCGACCGAGGAAGGGAAGGGUUCUCUGAAACGAGAAGUCACUGAAGAUGCCAUGGAAAUGAGUAGUCCCACAAACCUGCCCAUGAAGAACAAAACAGAAGAGGAAGGAGACAGGGACUGUUGUGAAAAAAUCAAUCAGUACCUCGAUUUUUCCCUCUUUAAGCACAGAGGGUUUUUGAUUUACUUGAUUGGAAACGUGCUCAUGUUCCUGGGCUUUUUUGCCCCCAUUAUUUUUCUGGCACCCUAUGCAAAGCACAUUGGCAUUGAUGAAUAUUCAGCUGCUUUCCUCCUUUCAAUCCUUGCUAUCGUGGAUAUAGUUGCCCGUCCUACCACUGGCAUCAUUGCAAACAGCAAGUGGGUGAGGCCACGGAUUCAAUACUUUUUCAGCUUCUCCAUCGCUUUCAAUGGCACGUGCCACCUUCUGUGCCCACUGGCUUCGAGCUACACAGGACUCGUUGUCUAUUCUGUCUUUUUUGGCUUGGCUUUUGGCAUGGUUUGUGCCAUGCUCUUUGAAACACUCAUGGACCUCGUGGGAGCUGCCCGGUUCACAAGCGCUGUUGGCCUGGUCACCAUUGCAGAGUGCUGUACAAUACUGCUGGGGCCACCUAUUGGAGGAACGCUUAUCGAUACCUUUGGGGACUAUAAAUACAUGUUCAUUAAAUGUGGAGUUGUGAUGGUCCUGGCAGGAACCUUCCUGUUCAUAAUGAAUUAUUAUAAUUAUCGCAUGCUUGCCAAGGAGGAAAAGGAGAGAAAAGCAAAAGAAGAGGAUCCUAAAACUGUAAAGACAGAAAAUGAAGUCAGAAAUAACUGGAUCAAAGAAACCACACAGGAUGGGCCUGAGCUAGAACCUUUGAGAGAGGAACAAGAAGGACCAAAGAAGGAAGUGAAUGGCAUAAUUGAGGUUUAAACCUGUUUUCAUGGGCUCAAUGGAUAUUAUUUCUGGGUUAAGUGGAUGCCAGCUGUGAAAUCAUACUAGGUUUUUAAAUUUUGCUCUAUGUCCUGCGAUGUCCUUCCUCUUCUUUGUUGUAGGAGAAGACUAGAACAGAAACAAAUUUGGUUUGUUGUAAAGUGCUAGGAUACAGUGCAGUAUCUGUACUACACCUCUACAUAGUGCAAGGCCAGUGGCCAUCAAAAUCAAUGCAGAGCUCUUCCAGCAGCCUGACAGGCUUUGUGCUGAGUGCUGUGGUGGCUGGAUCUUCCCACCAUGUAGUUAAAACUCUUUGACUCUCUUUGACUGCAGUGUUGGAAUUAUCCCAGGGAUAUGGUGCUGCCUUCCACUGGCAGCUGCACUGUGACUUGCACCUCUGGCUCAUGGAAAUGUAAAAUAGACUUUACGCUCAUCUUAAAUACAACAUGAGAGAGCUGUGUGAGCAGAACAAGGGCAGGACAUAUCUGUGCAUUAGGUGACAGCAAGGCAGCCUGUUCCUGUGGCCAGAGCAUGCUAGGAAGGAACUAACAUGGCUGGUCAUAGCUUGACCAGGGACUUUCUCAGGGACCUCUGCAUUAGCAAAAUGCCUUGAUAAAGGUGAUGUUGUGCAGAUGCCAGCAUAACAAGGCCAACAUGCUGCAGGAGUCCUUCUUCCCGGACUGAAAUUAUCUAGGACAGAAAUUCAGUCUUAGAGGGCUUAAACUUUGAACUAUAUUUGAUCAGUUCUUUAAAGUUUUCCUUAGGAGAUUACAAAGUCCUUAUUAUGUAUCUGAGUGCCUUACUGUUUUUAGCAUGCUUUUUCUUUACAAUACCCUGGUGAGGCAGUAAGUGUUGUUACUAUUAAUUAAUCAUACAAUGGAGAACUGAAGCACAGAGGGAGCUAUGGGCAUCAUUGCAUUGGUGAGUGAUGCUGAGGGAUGCCAGAGCUGAAAUGGGAUUCACUGCCCCGAAUUAGGUGCCUGAAAGUACAGGUAUUAGGUGCUGAGCACAGGUACCCUCCUGAUGGAAAAUGGGGAAAUACCAUGAAUAGUUGUACAUUAAACCGCAGCCCUCUCUGCAAUCCAGCCUGCUUACUUUGUGCUUCAUACUACUUGGGAUUAAUGAUUUUAAACACUGUUUUAGAGCUGUGACCUUGCGCCGUACUUUUUUACCCUGGUUAUGUUGCAUCCACCCUGAAGGGAAUCCAAACACAGCUGCCUCCCCUCCUUGUUUGGGCCGGGUUAGAUACCUCCCUAUUGCUAGCACUGGAAUACCUGGUGGCUUCAUGCCAUCCUGGUGCAUGAAGUAGUUUCCCCAGGUCAGUGAUGCAGAGCUGGAGCUGAAGCCACAUGGAAAGCUCUCAUUGAGUGGUGCUGAUUUUGAGCUGGGAAGAUCUGGACUCUGGCAGCAAGCAGUGAUGUAUUGUACGACAAGUAACUGUUGCCCAAGAGCCAUGGAUGCUGAGCAUGGCGUCACGUAGCUGAAUCCUCGGCAUUUUGUGGAUUUAGAUCCAAGUGACUGGAAAAAAAGAACUCUUCAGGCAGAUCACCCAAAUCUGAUUUUUCUCUGCUGUAACAGUACUAUGUGAUCAGAUAAUAUUUUAUCAUGCCACUGUAUGCAAAGAAUAGAUUGUAAAAAUACUUUCGUAAAUACACUAUACUCUUCAAAUUU